GAGAGAUGAUAUGUUCAUCCAACUUAAUCUGAUAUACAAGUGCAGAAUGAUCUGCAGUGUUGUUGAUGAUUAAUUGAUUGAAGAUAUAUGGAGAAAAGACUGAAAGAAGUGAAAUAUUAGUGGAAAGGGAAAACUAAAGGGAACCAAUAGUAUACGUAACAUAAAAAAAGAAACCUUGGCAAAAACAUUAACGCCCGAAAGAGCAACUCUGUAUGUAUUAUUUAUUAAUGGAGGGAUGGGUGGUCCCCACCCAACGUAAGAGGUGUGGAUUCUUGAACAUGCAUGUCUGUCGACCAUUAGCAGCCGUAUGUGCAUAGCUUUUCUGAAGCAAAGAAAGGGCGCGCGGGGUGUUUAAGGAAAUCUUGAGAAAUCAAUUUAGAGCUCAGACCGAGACAUUCACGCAGAAGACAGCAAUGGGGAAAUGGCUGUAUUGUAUGAAUCUUGGGAGGAACCAAAUUGGAAGUUUGGGUUUGCUUUUGCUUACCCAACAUUACGACCAAUCAGUAGAAAACUGGUCGUUGAAUGGAUGACUCCACGUAUUUUAGACGUGCAGAAAUGUUUAUAAUUCUUAAAAAAAAGGAAGAAGAAAGGAACCGUGUUGAAAAAAUUGGAAGUGAAAACAAAGCAUUACUUGUUUGUAUUCGGAGGGAGCACCCAGCCAAUGGUCAUAAUCAUGGUACAGCAACUAGUAUUUCAUCCUCAACGAACAUACCAGACAAGGAUUGUUAUCAUCUCUUCUAUACGACACCGUUUCGUCAAUGGCGGGCCAAUCAGACACCCUUCCCUUCCAACCAAUAAAAAAUAAACAAUAAUUUUGAAAGAAACGGGAAAAUACGAGUGAAAAAAGAAAAAGAAAAGCACAGAAAGAAAGAGAAAGGUGGUUGAUUGAUCGCUCCUUUUCUCAUUUCAAUUAUCUAUUCCAUGAUAUCGAUAUCAUCAACUUCAGCUUCCAAUUCUUCAAUUUCUUUCUUUCGUUAAAUUUUGUUAUUGUUAUUGUUAUUAUAUAUAAAGAAAGAAAAGGCAAAUAGAAAGAGCACAAUCUGAGGGAUGGGAUGGAUUCCCUGUUCGGGUAUAUCAAGAGCCAACAGCACCACCAAGAACAAGAAGAAAGUGAUUAUCAUCAAUCACAACUCUGUUGAUCAGACCAAACCCACUUCAGAGAAAUUGAGGAGUCAUUCCCGUACAAGUGUUAAGGCGGCUCCCAAGCACGGAGGUUCAGAUAAUAUUACAGCCCAGACAUUUACCUUCAGUGAAUUGGUAACCGCAGCUAAAAACUUCAGAGCAGAAUGCUUUUUGGGUGAGGGAGGAUUCGGAAGGGUGUAUAAAGGAUAUUUAGAAAGCACUAAUCAGGUUGUAGCUAUCAAGCAGCUUAAUCGUAAUGGUCUACAAGGGAACAGGGAAUUCCUAGUUGAAGUGUUGAUGUUAAGUCUACUUCAUCACCCUAACCUCGUUAAUCUCAUUGGUUAUUGUGCUGAUGGAGAUCAGAGGCUUCUGGUUUACGAAUACAUGCCUCUAGGGUCUUUGGAGGACCAUUUAUAUGGUGUCAAAACGCUUGAUUGGAAUACUAGAAUGAAAAUCGCAGCUGGGGCAGCAAAGGGAUUGGAGUAUUUGCAUGAUAAAGCUAACCCCCCUGUCAUAUACCGAGAUUUAAAGUGCUCCAACAUUUUGCUUGGUCAAGGAUAUCACCCCAAGCUAUCUGAUUUUGGCUUGGCUAAACUUGGACCUGUCGGAGAUAACACCCAUGUAUCCACUAGGGUUAUGGGCACCUAUGGAUACUGUGCUCCAGAAUAUGCAAUGACAGGUCAGCUGACUCUCAAGUCGGAUGUUUAUAGCUUGGGGGUUGUUCUUCUAGAAAUAAUUACUGGACGGAGAGCAAUUGACAAUUCAAAAGCUACAGGGGAGCAGAAUUUGGUUGCGUGGGCAAGACCCUUGUUCAAAGAUCGAAAAAAAUUCAAACUGAUGGCUGAUCCGAUGCUUCAAGGUCAGUAUCCUCCGAGGGGUUUGUACCAAGCUCUCGCCAUUGCAGCAAUGUGUGUGCAGGAGCAGCCUAAUCUGAGACCAGUCAUAGCAGAUGUUGUUACGGCUUUGAGUUACCUUGCUUCGCAAAAAUAUGACCCUGAAGUGCAAACAGCCCAAAGCCCCCGUUGGACCCCCGGCACUCCUAGAACAAAGAGGGAAGCUAAGCGCAGUAGUAGCUGGAUCUGAGAGAUUGAACAAUGAUUAAAUUAAGAAUAUUAGCUGGGAUUCCUAGUGCUUGAUAUGGGAUCAAUCAUCAACCACAUCUUGUUUGUGCCUUUGAUAUCAAAUUUUGUGGCGUUCCAGAUAUUCAGUAUUUUCCUGGAAUAUACUUUAAACCUGAGAGGUUGGUUGUGAUUUAUUUUCUUUACUACUACUGGGAGCUUGGGCUCACUCAUGCUGUUAUUUGUAUAAAAUUCAACUGCUUGCUUGUAGAAACACUGAUAAAUUCAAUGGAUGUUUAAUAGAGAUGGCAAUUGUCCCUCUGUAUUUUCAAAUA
Ricinus communis (castor bean) is the source of this 2515-nucleotide messenger RNA. RefSeq names its product probable serine/threonine-protein kinase PBL7. NCBI's taxonomy places the organism in Eukaryota, Viridiplantae, Streptophyta, Magnoliopsida, Malpighiales, Euphorbiaceae. The record is from RefSeq and is a predicted model, not a curated record. The transcript is spliced from 5 exons. Gene Ontology annotation, molecular function: protein kinase activity; ATP binding. Gene Ontology annotation, biological process: protein phosphorylation. Bases 1048 to 2205 code for a protein of 385 amino acids.